Messenger RNA from Mercurialis annua (annual mercury), 2002 nucleotides. Its product is annotated as plant UBX domain-containing protein 11. The record is from RefSeq and is a predicted model, not a curated record. Gene Ontology annotation, molecular function: protein binding. The transcript is spliced from 10 exons. Bases 178 to 1773 code for a protein of 531 amino acids. NCBI's taxonomy places the organism in Eukaryota, Viridiplantae, Streptophyta, Magnoliopsida, Malpighiales, Euphorbiaceae.
AGAAUUUCUCGAAAAUCAAACCAGGCAGGCCAGACCGGAUUGAUGACGCCCCUGUAGUUAUUUGUGUAAGCAAAUUGUUAGUCAUUAUUACUAGAAAUCGUCCCCGACUCGCGCUCCUACUAUUCUAGACUACCCGCUGAUUCCAACUUCAAUUCCAAUCCAACAAGUGUUAAAGAGAUGGAGGGGGAUCAUUGUCUAUCUGCCCUUACUUACAAAGGAUCAAUUCCUCAAGCCAUUAUUGAAUCUAAGAACCAGAAGAAGCUUUUUGUUGUUUAUAUUUCUGGUUCUGAUGAUGCUGCAUCACUUGAACUGGAAAGAUCCACAUGGACUGAAUCCAAAGUGGCAGAGUCGCUUUCUAAGUACUGCAUUUUAUUGCAUCUUACAGAAGGAAGUCCUGAUGCUGUCAAUUUUUCUGCUAUUUAUCCAUAUAAGAUUGUCCCAUCUAUAAUAGCUAUCGGUUACAAUGGAGUUCAACUUUGGCAAAAUGAAGGAUUUGUCACUGCUGAAGUUCUUGCCUCCACUUUAGAGAAAGCGUGGUUGAGUCUCCAUAUUCAGGAUACAACUGCAACUGUCCUCACCGCAGCACUUGCUGCUAAGAAACCUGAACUAUCUGCAUCUACUUCAUCAGAUGUUGGCCUGUCUGGUGAAGGUAGUACUUCAGGUAUUGCUGUGUCAAAUUCAGCUGAUAAACAUGCACAGUCCUCAGAUGCUAGACGACCAGCUGCUGCUGAGACAACGAAAGAAAAUUACAAUUGUGAAGUUGUUGAGGAAAAAAGUACUGAAGACAUUGACGAGCAAUCCCCAAAGUCUUCUAAUGCUGUCAAGUCAAAAAGCAGUGAGCCUAAGGAUUCCACAUCCUCUACUAAAGAAGCGAAGGGGUUACCUAUUCCUAUGGUUAUUGACCAAAACGACUCUUUUGCUGAGGGCAUGACUUCUAGCUCUGAAAAUGAUCCUGUGGAAGAAAAGAUUAGUACUCAUCAUUCAGGUGGUGGAGGAGAUUCACAUAUAGCUACUAAUGAAACAAAUAAAGAAAUGCGAGAGGAAGGGAAGGAUGACAUUGCUUGUGAUGAUAAGAGAGUCAAUACACCUAGUGACGUUUAUUUAAAUAUCCGAUUGCCCAGUGGUGCUAACUUACAAGAUAAAUUUUCUCUGACAAGUACUUUAAGAAUGGUCAUAGACUAUGUGGACAGAAACCAAUCAAGUGGGCUUGGCUCGUAUAAUCUUGCUAUUCCUUACCCUCGCAAGGUGUUCAACAAUGAAGAUUUAAACAAAUCAUUAUCAGAGCUGGGGCUGUUCAACAGACAAGCAUUGAUAGUAGUUCCUCAUCAGAAGUCCACAAGUUAUCUCAGAGGGGGUUCUUCUUCUGACCAGGCAACUAUAAGGAACAGUGAUUCAACAACUGCAAGCAAUGGGGGAUAUUUUGCAUACAUCAGAAGCAUCUUAUCAUUUAUUAAUCCUCUUUCCUAUCUUGGUGGUAACACAAGCUCGUCAAAUCCUGAACGGCCUCAACCCGGCAUGUGGGAGUAUAGUCCAAAUCCAGCACUCCAAAACAACCCUGCAAGAGAAGAGAGGCCUUAUUCCAGCAACUUGCAAAACCGAGACUCUUCUGCAUCUGGUAGAAAUGACAUCAGAAAUAGGCAACCAACAACUUCUCGUAUUGGAAGCAAUAUUCAUACGCUGAAACAUGACGAAGAUGAUGGUCGGUUUGAUGAUAGGAAUGCCUUCUGGAACGGAAACUCAACUCAAUAUGGUGGGAACAAUGAUGGUAAAUAAGGUUUCUGGGAUAGGGUUGCAGUACAUUUUUCUUUUUCUUAUCAGCUACUGACUUUAAAUGGGUGCUGAAUAUGAGUACAUACUUUACCAUACUAAGACAAUAAUUUAGUAGAUAGAAGAAACAAUAGUUUCCGUAAUGAAUAUGAAGCACUUGAAAUUAUUUUGUUCUUGUAAAUAGUUGGAGCUGGAAGUUUAUUGGUUUAUUUUUAAUUGAACUGGUUUUUAUGUA